CCAGAACUCUCGCCCCCGGGCCGUCCCCUCCCAACUACCCACCUAAACGAGCUGCACAGCGACUAUAACAAGAUCAGGAAAAAGACGCCAAGCGCCUACGUACAUGGUAAUCAGCCAUUCCGCAAUGCAGCUGUGCUCAGCGCCUCAUGUUCGCAUCUCGUACUUCCCGGACACACACCCUCUGUACGUAUUUGGAUGUUCGUAUCGCUUACGAUAUCCGGGACUCCCCCUUUCCGCGUGCUCUCUGCUUUUCUUUCGUCUGCUUGUAUGCGCUAUGCACGCUCGGAGCAAGCUAGCAAACGCGGAUACGUCCAAGACAAUGUUUCGUCAUCACACUGUCGCAGUAGUCUACCAUUGCAGCAAGUAGGUAAUCUGGCCGCCCUUCUUCCUUCCUAUCAUCCGCGACGCCCAAUCUCGGGCUUGCAGCAUUGGCAUUCUUUGCGGAAACAUUGGCAAAGCGCAACAUUGCAUGUUUGGCGAGCGGACCGGCAUUGCUAA
Periconia digitata is the source of this 498-nucleotide messenger RNA. Lineage: Eukaryota; Fungi; Ascomycota; Dothideomycetes; Pleosporales; Periconiaceae. The record is from the annotation of a GenBank genome assembly.